Molecule: messenger RNA, 606 nt
Organism: Cyprinus carpio (common carp)
Lineage: Eukaryota; Metazoa; Chordata; Actinopteri; Cypriniformes; Cyprinidae
Product: E3 ubiquitin-protein ligase CCNB1IP1-like
Exons: 3
Coding region: 1-606 (201 amino acids)
Biological process (GO): reciprocal meiotic recombination
Cellular component (GO): synaptonemal complex
Molecular function (GO): ubiquitin protein ligase activity
Source: RefSeq, a predicted model, not a curated record
AUGUCUGCAUCUAAAUUCACCUUGCUGUGUAAUUCAAAUAAAUGCCGGUCAAAGCUGAGUGGAUUCACGUGGGUUACGGCCUGCUCUCACGUCUUCUGUGAUCAGCACGGUUCAGAGGCGUUCAGCCGCACUCCUGCCACCUGCCCCGCCUGCUCCUCCAUGCUCUCGGGCAAACUGGACGUCUUUAGAAUCGAGCUGGCACCAUCAGAGCAAUACAAAGCUAUGGUUUUGGUCAGACUACAGCCUGAAACUGUUUUGGAAAUCAGUCAUAAAGCGCUAGACUUUUGGGCUACCAGUGUCCUCACAUUCAACUUUUACAUUCUCCAGGUGCUGGAGGAAUAUAAGCGGAGACACAAUGAGGUUUUGGAGCGACUGAAUGAACAAAAUAGGCAAUAUCAGAAGCUGCAGGGACUUCUCGACUCACUACGGAUGCACACUCUGGGAAAGGGAGAGAAAGAUCCCAUUUCCCACCCUUUCACUACAGGUUUGGUCAAACAGCGCUCACCGCAUAGCAGUCCUUCAUUCCCGGCACCAGAAGGUGACAGGUUCUUCUCACUGGGACCAGAAAACGCUAAAACUUUCUUCCAGUUCAGCACACCCACCUGA